GCAUGAAGGCAGUAAUCGUAUUUUGCCUUAUGGCAUUGUCCAUUGUGGACGCAGCAUGGAAGCCGCUCCCUGAAAACUUGAAGGAGGACUUGAUCGUGUAUCAGGUCUACCCGAGAAGCUUCAAGGAUAGCAAUGGAGAUGGUAUUGGUGAUAUCGAAGGUAUUAAAGAAAAAUUGGAUCAUUUUCUCGAAAUGGGGGUCGACAUGUUUUGGUUAUCCCCUAUUUAUCCAAGCCCUAUGGUCGAUUUUGGUUACGACAUUUCGAAUUACACCGACGUUCAUCCCAUAUUUGGCACCAUAUCAGACUUAGAUAAUCUAGUCAGUGCUGCACAUGAGAAAGGAUUGAAGAUAAUCUUGGAUUUCGUCCCGAAUCAUACAUCUGAUCAACACGAAUGGUUCCAGUUGAGUUUGAAAAACAUUGAACCUUAUAACAACUAUUACAUUUGGCAUCCAGGAAAAAUUGUAAAUGGCAAACGUGUUCCACCAACUAAUUGGGUAGGCGUGUUUGGUGGAUCAGCUUGGUCGUGGCGGGAAGAACGACAGGCAUAUUAUCUGCAUCAAUUUGCACCAGAACAACCAGAUCUAAAUUACUAUAAUCCAGUUGUACUGGAUGAUAUGCAAAAUGUUCUCAGAUUCUGGCUGAGAAGGGGAUUUGAUGGUUUCAGAGUAGAUGCUCUGCCUUACAUUUGCGAAGACAUGCGAUUCUUAGACGAACCUCUAUCAGGUGAAACAAAUGAUCCCAAUAAAACCGAGUACACUCUCAAGAUCUACACUCACGAUAUCCCAGAAACCUACAAUGUAGUUCGCAAAUUUAGAGAUGUGUUAGACGAAUUCCCGCAACCAAAACACAUGCUUAUCGAGGCAUACACGAAUUUAUCGAUGACGAUGAAAUAUUACGAUUACGGAGCAGAUUUUCCCUUCAAUUUUGCAUUCAUCAAGAAUGUUUCUAGGGAUUCAAAUUCAUCAGACUUCAAAAAAUUGGUCGAUAAUUGGAUGACGUACAUGCCACCAAGUGGUAUUCCUAACUGGGUGCCCGGAAAUCACGAUCAAUUGAGAUUGGUGUCGAGAUUUGGAGAGGAGAAGGCCCGUAUGAUCACCACGAUGUCGCUUUUGCUGCCAGGUGUUGCCGUGAAUUACUACGGUGAUGAAAUUGGUAUGUCGGAUACUUAUAUCUCGUGGGAGGAUACGCAGGAUCCGCAGGGAUGCGGCGCCGGUAAAGAAAACUAUCAAACGAUGUCGAGAGAUCCCGCGAGAACGCCAUUCCAAUGGGACGACUCAGUUUCUGCUGGAUUUUCCUCAAGCUCUAAUACCUGGCUUCGUGUCAACGAAAAUUACAAGACUGUCAAUCUAGCUGCUGAAAAGAAGGACAAGAACUCGUUCUUCAAUAUGUUCAAGAAAUUUGCGUCGCUGAAAAAAUCGCCAUACUUUAAAGAGGCCAAUUUAAAUACGAGGAUGCUGAACGACAAUGUUUUCGCAUUCUCUAGGGAAACCGAAGAUAAUGGAUCUCUUUACGCAAUAUUGAACUUCUCGAACGAGGAACAAAUCGUGGAUUUGAAAGCGUUCAAUAACGUGCCGAAAAAAUUGAAUAUGUUUUACAACAAUUUUAACUCUGAUAUAAAGUCCAUCUCCAACAAUGAACAAGUAAAAGUUUCUGCUUUAGGAUUUUUCAUCUUAAUUUCUCAAGAUGCUAAAUUUGGAAACUUUUAAUUUCUUCCUGAAUAUGUCUAUUCUUUGAAGCGGCGAAAGGAAACAUAUAUCGUUAAAAUCUCUCUAUAUUAUUAUAUAUAUAUAUAUGUAUUAGCUAAUAAAUUUUAAAUAUUUUGAAACGU
Messenger RNA from Apis mellifera (honey bee), 1828 nucleotides. It is a transcript of the gene Hbg3, whose product is annotated as alpha-glucosidase. The record is from RefSeq and is marked provisional. NCBI's taxonomy places the organism in Eukaryota, Metazoa, Arthropoda, Insecta, Hymenoptera, Apidae. Gene Ontology annotation, biological process: carbohydrate metabolic process.